This is a messenger RNA of Psammomys obesus (fat sand rat), 7769 nucleotides long. It is a transcript of the gene Kdm2a, whose product is annotated as lysine demethylase 2A. The record is from RefSeq and is a predicted model, not a curated record. The transcript is spliced from 22 exons. NCBI's taxonomy places the organism in Eukaryota, Metazoa, Chordata, Mammalia, Rodentia, Muridae. Bases 1374 to 4859 code for a protein of 1161 amino acids. Gene Ontology annotation, biological process: protein demethylation; regulation of transcription by RNA polymerase II. Gene Ontology annotation, molecular function: histone demethylase activity; transcription coregulator activity; zinc ion binding.
UCGCGGGGCGCGGGCGAUUCGAGGCCGACGCGUCCGCGCGUGCGCGCGCCGGCGGAGUGUCGGCGUUUGAGGGGAGGGACGCGUGCGCGUUCGCGUGCGCCCCGGAGAGCGGUAAGGAGCGCAGGGAGGCUUGAAGGAGGUGGGGGUGGAGCGGCCGCGGGAGGAGGGGGUGGCGGCGGCGAGGCGGCGCCUGCGCAGUGAGCCCGGAGGAGCGGUGUGUAUGUGAGAAUCUGACGGGUUCAAAAUGGCGGCGGCUGCUUCAGCGGAUCCUCCUGUUUGAGGGAAACAACACCCCUCCCCGGCAGCGGCGGCGGCGGCGGCGGGCCGCGGAGCCCCUUUCCAGCUCCCGGGCCUGUCGCGGCUGUUUUUCUCCCGGGCGGGGGCCUCCGCGUGGAAGGGCAACGUCAGGGGGCCCAUCCCCCGGAGUCCCUCCUCUGCGACCGGGGAGUACCCGGGGGGGGGGGCCGGGGGGGUCGUCCCGCAGCGCGGAGCCCCGGCUCGGGGCACGACGCCGAGGCAGCCGGGGCCCCCCAGCCGGAGCGCCUCGCCGCUCCCGCCCUCUCCGCCCCCCGGGGCCGGGGCCCGCGUUCCGGGGGGCCGGGCGGCGCGGGGAGCGUCGGCCGGGCGGGUCUCAGCUGAUCGCCGCGGCUCCGGGCUUCCGAAGCGGCUGCGGCCGCCCGCGGUACCGAGAGGAGGGUGUUCUCCGCGGCCGGCUCGGCCCGGGUCUUGGGCCGGGGCUGCUGACCGCCAGCCCCGGGGAGUCGCCAAGUGGUCUUGCUCUCCUGACUGACGCCUGGGACUCGGAGUCCGUGAAGCCAGAAGAGGAGGCUUGAUUCAGUAACUGUUUCCUCUUUCUCCGGGUCGCUCUGACCCUCCCCUGGAUACUGGGUUAAUACACGGAAAAACCGAAGACGACGUUCGGUGUUGUAUUUUUUUCUGUUUUUGGAAUCUUACUUGGACAAGAACUCAAGAACAAAAUCCCCGGGGGUGAGUUAUAGAAACGCCUUUUCCCCUGGGGAGCAGUCGAGGUCUGCCACUUUCCUGUCCGGUCCUGGCGGCGCUCGUCCGGGGGGUGCAGACUGUGUCCCUCGAGACCCAGGCCGAGGAGGGCAGCGCCGCGAACUGCUCUCGAAAACUAUGUCAUCGGGUCCUUUCUGAAAGGAUCCCGUUAACGUGGCUGUGAUGUAUUUACAAGAGAGAAAAACAUUUGCAUUCCCAGUGGAAGCCAUUAUCCAGGAGAAAGAAUAUUUAGAAAAGCGAAAACCCUUGUUGUUCGGGAUUGACUGACACGCCAACCGGUCUCUAUUUAAUGAGGAAGAGGAGGACAGCUCUGGAGUGGUUUCUUUGUAGUACUUCCAUUAGAAGAGUAAGAGAUGGAACCUGAAGAAGAAAGGAUUCGGUACAGCCAGAGAUUGCGUGGUACCAUGCGACGUCGCUAUGAAGACGAUGGCAUUUCAGAUGAUGAAAUUGAAGGGAAAAGAACUUUUGACUUGGAAGAGAAGCUCCACACCAACAAAUAUAAUGCUAAUUUUGUUACCUUUAUGGAGGGAAAAGAUUUUAAUGUAGAAUAUAUCCAGCGAGGUGGCUUGAGAGACCCUCUGAUUUUCAAGAAUUCUGAUGGACUUGGAAUAAAGAUGCCAGACCCAGAUUUCACGGUGAAUGAUGUCAAAAUGUGUGUGGGGAGUCGUCGAAUGGUGGAUGUCAUGGAUGUGAACACACAGAAGGGCAUUGAAAUGACCAUGGCUCAAUGGACACGAUACUAUGAAACCCCAGAGGAGGAGCGAGAAAAACUCUAUAAUGUCAUCAGCCUAGAGUUUAGCCACACCAGGCUUGAGAAUAUGGUACAGCGACCUUCCACGGUGGAUUUCAUUGACUGGGUAGAUAACAUGUGGCCAAGGCACUUGAAAGAAAGUCAGACUGAAUCAACAAAUGCCAUCUUAGAGAUGCAGUACCCUAAAGUGCAAAAGUACUGUCUAAUGAGUGUUCGAGGCUGCUAUACUGACUUCCAUGUGGAUUUUGGUGGUACUUCUGUUUGGUAUCAUAUCCACCAAGGUGGAAAGGUCUUCUGGCUCAUCCCCCCUACAGCCCACAACCUGGAGCUGUACGAGAAUUGGCUGCUGUCAGGGAAACAGGGAGACAUCUUUCUGGGUGACCGGGUGUCAGAUUGCCAACGAAUUGAACUCAAGCAGGGCUAUACCUUCGUCAUUCCCUCAGGUUGGAUUCAUGCUGUGUAUACACCUACAGACACAUUAGUGUUUGGAGGCAAUUUUUUGCAUAGCUUCAACAUCCCCAUGCAGUUAAAGAUAUACAGCAUUGAAGAUCGGACACGGGUUCCAAAUAAAUUCCGUUACCCAUUUUACUACGAAAUGUGUUGGUAUGUGUUAGAGCGCUAUGUAUACUGCAUAACCAACCGAUCCCACCUAACUAAGGAAUUUCAGAAAGAAUCCCUUAGCAUGGAUAUGGAACUAAGUGAGUUGGAGUCUGGAACUGGUGAUGAGGAAGGGGUGGACAAAGAAGCCCGACGCUUGAACAGUAAGCGGUCUGUGCUUACCAGCCCCGUUGCUAAUGGCGUCAACCUGGAUUAUGAUGGACUUGGCAAAGCCUGCCGAAGUCUUCCAAGUUUGAAGAAAACUUUGUCUGGAGACUCACCCUCAGACUCUAGUCGAGGAUCCCACAAUGGCCAAGUUUGGGAUCCCCAGUGUAGCCCUAGAAAGGAUAGGCAAGUGCAUCUGACCCACUUUGAACUUGAAGGUCUUCGCUGUCUUGUAGAUAAGUUAGAGUCACUGCCACUGCACAAGAAGUGUGUCCCCACAGGGAUAGAAGACGAAGAUGCUCUAAUUGCUGAUGUAAAGAUUUUGCUGGAGGAACUUGCCAGUAGUGAUCCCAAGUUAGCCCUCACUGGAGUUCCUAUAGUGCAGUGGCCAAAAAGGGAUAAGCUUAAAUUCCCUACCAGGCCAAAGGUAAGGGUUCCUACCAUUCCCAUCACAAAGCCUCACACCAUGAAGCCAGCUCCCCGUUUAACACCAGUAAGGCCUGCUGCUGCCUCCCCCAUUGUGUCAGGAGCCCGGAGGAGGAGAGUGCGCUGUAGGAAAUGCAAAGCAUGUGUGCAAGGAGAAUGUGGUGUCUGCCACUACUGCAGGGACAUGAAGAAGUUUGGUGGGCCUGGACGAAUGAAGCAAUCCUGUGUCCUCCGACAGUGCUUAGCACCCAGACUGCCUCAUUCAGUUACAUGUUCUCUCUGUGGAGAAGUGGAUCAGAAUGAAGAGACACAAGACUUUGAGAAGAAGCUCAUGGAAUGCUGCAUAUGCAAUGAGAUAGUUCAUCCUGGCUGCCUCCAGAUGGAUGGAGAGGGGUUGCUUAACGAGGAGUUGCCAAAUUGCUGGGAGUGUCCAAAGUGUUACCAGGAAGACAGCUCGGAGAAAGCCCAGAAGCGGAAAAUAGAAGAGAGCGAUGAAGAAGCUGUACAAGCCAAAGUCUUACGGCCCCUGAGGAGCUGCGAGGAGCCCCUCACACCCCCGCCUCACUCUCCUACUUCCAUGCUGCAACUCAUCCACGACCCGGUUUCUCCCCGGGGUAUGGUGACUCGGUCAUCCCCUGGGGCUGGCCCCAGCGACCACCACAGUGCCAGCCGUGAUGAGCGCUUCAAACGGCGGCAGUUGCUGCGGCUACAGGCCACAGAGCGCACCAUGGUACGGGAAAAGGAGAACAAUCCCAGCGGCAAAAAGGAGCUGUCUGAAGUUGAGAAAGCCAAGAUCCGGGGAUCGUACCUCACUGUCACGCUACAGAGGCCCACCAAAGAGCUCCACGGGACAUCCAUUGUGCCCAAGCUGCAGGCCAUCACGGCCUCCUCUGCCAACCUUCGCCCUAACCCCCGUGUGCUAAUGCAGCACUGUCCAGCCCGAAACCCCCAGCGUGGGGAUGAGGAGGGGCUGGGGGGAGAGGAGGAGGAAGAGGAGGAGGAGGAGGAAGAUGACAGUGCAGAGGAGGGGGGUGCAGCCAGGCUGAAUGGCCGGGGCAGUUGGGCUCAGGAUGGAGACGAAAGCUGGAUGCAGCGGGAGGUCUGGAUGUCUGUCUUCCGCUACCUCAGCCGCAGAGAACUUUGUGAAUGUAUGCGAGUGUGCAAGACGUGGUAUAAAUGGUGCUGUGAUAAACGACUUUGGACAAAAAUUGACUUGAGUAGGUGUAAGGCCAUCGUGCCCCAAGCUCUCAGUGGUAUCAUCAAGCGGCAGCCAGUAAGCCUCGACCUUAGUUGGACUAACAUCUCCAAAAAGCAGCUGACAUGGCUGGUCAAUAGGCUGCCAGGACUAAAAGACCUCCUACUAGCAGGCUGUUCCUGGUCUGCAGUCUCUGCCCUCAGCACCUCCAGCUGCCCCCUUCUCAGGACCCUUGAUCUUCGGUGGGCAGUAGGAAUUAAAGACCCUCAAAUUCGGGAUUUGCUUACUCCACCCACAGAUAAACCAGGUCAAGACAAUCGAAGCAAGCUCCGGAACAUGACUGACUUCCGGCUGGCAGGCCUUGACAUCACAGAUGCCACUCUCCGGCUCAUCAUUCGCCACAUGCCCCUUUUGUCUCGACUUGACCUCAGUCACUGCAGCCACCUUACAGAUCAGUCCUCCAACCUACUCACUGCUGUCGGGUCUUCCACUCGGUACUCCCUCACAGAGCUCAAUAUGGCAGGUUGCAAUAAAUUGACAGACCAGACCCUGUUCUUCCUAAGGCGAAUUGCUAAUGUCACCUUGAUUGACCUUCGAGGAUGCAAACAGAUCACAAGAAAAGCCUGUGAGCACUUCAUCUCAGACUUGUCCAUCAACAGCCUCUACUGCCUGUCUGAUGAGAAACUGAUACAGAAAAUUAGCUAAGACAUGCUCAGCCCGGACUGAACAGGAAAAUCUUCCCCUGCCUUCCCACCAAGGAGAGUCUCUCCCUGACCCUGCGCAGGCUCUGAGGCCAACGACACACUCCCUCUCUGCUCUUUUUUCUCUGAGCCCUUCUCCCAUAGGUGGGGCAGAGAGGAUGGUGGACACCAAGGUCACUUGCCUGCUCCUCUCCCUCCCAAGGAAAAGAGAGGAGAGGUUGAUCGAGGAGAAAGCACAGGCUGUGCUGUCCCAGUACCUGCUUGCUUGCUCGUCUGCCAGCUGGGAAGCUGGGCUCUCAGUUUUGGGGAAUUUGUGCAUCUUUCACCUGCACUGGGCCAAGAGCCCUUCCUUCUCACCCAUGGUCCCCAGCAGUGCCUGGUUCUGAAGCAAACUCCAGGGAGGAAGGCGGUCUUGCCUCCGUGGCCAGGUUCUCCUUGUGAUGUCCGUUGCGUGUCUCUCCUCAGUUGCACUCUCCCGGCUUCUGCAGGAUGGGCCUAUAGCCCUAGAAAACACCAGGCCUGGCAGGUCUCAGUGGUGCUGUGAGAUGUCUGAAGCUUUGCUCCAUGUCUGUGCUAGCCCUUUUUUCUUUUCCCUGAGCUUGAUGCUGUCCAACACUCAUUUAUAUAAUGCAGCCUCCAUUCUACUACCACCCCCUAAACUUUCCCACUAGUCUCUGAGUCCGUUGUUGCACUUACUGGGGUUAUCAAAAGCUCUUCAGAGGAGCUGGAACGGUGCCCCCAGAGAUGCCCAUUUCAUUGCUACCCAGGCAUAUUCUAAGACAGACAUCAUCUCCCCUCUGCACCCCCAGUGUUGCCCACCAACUAACUGCCCUUUCCACAUGUCCUCUUUCCUGCCUGAAAAGGGUUUCCUAAAAUUGGUGACCUCAGAAGGAGCAGCAUGUUUCCCCAGGUGGGGGAACAGAGGACUGGUUGAGUUCCCACCUGCCUCCAGGCCAGGCUUCUCCAGGCUCUGGUUUCGCGUGGCCCUCUGAGCCCAGGCCUAUGUAUAGCCUAGCAGCUCACUGACCUGGUGCCUUUUAAGGGGAGUCCUGAUUGAAAGCCACCUGCCCUCUGCCUGUAGCCUUGGAAGUGUGUGUGCAUGUGCCUCUGUGUGUCUAGCUAAGUGUGCUGCACUUGUGUGCAGGGAAGGAGAGGGGAGUAUGAUGUCUCCCACUCCUCCACCACCAUUUUUCAAGCCCCAUCAGCUGCCCCCUGUACUUUGCAUUGAACGGCCUGUCCAAAGAUCCUCUCUCUAGGGCAGCAGAGAGCUUUUUGCACUUUAAAAAAAGAAAAAGUGGUCGGAUUUAUUCUGGGUCAAUAUUUAGAGUGUGAGGAGAUGCUCAGCAGAGGCCUGUGGCCAGAGUUCGUCAGUAAUACAUGCAAAUUUGCACUCUGCUCCCCAUCUGUAGGAGAUUGAUAGCACAGCCUUGCCCCGCCUUCUCUUUACCCCAAACAUAACCCCACUUCCUAUCCAUUUCCUGUUACCCAGCCUCAGGCUUUCCUAAACUCCCAUCAGGAGGGACAGAGCCCAGGCACCAUGAGUCUAAAGUGUGAAUCGCCCAAGGAGGGGUGCCACUGCCAAAGCAAUAGAGGCAGAAGCAUCAUCCCCUCUUCACCACCUAGCCAACUUUGACCCUGGCAUUAACCAGACUUUUUCCAGGAAAACUGGGUUCUGGCAAGGGGUGGCAUUGUUUCUUCCAAUCUGCUGAUUUUCUUGGCUGCACCUUAAAAACAGCAGUCAGCUCCCUUGACCCUCUGCCAUUCCAUUGGUCUUCAGGCCCCAGAAUUCUGGGGCUGAAAUGUUGAGGAAACGCCAGUGACUUAUUCCAGAGUGCCUCAGUUAGGGGAACUUCUGUAAAGAACCCUGGGUGUUGAGCAAAAACCUUAUUAAUGCUAUUAAUGACCUAUAAUUAGAAGCUUCCUGCCUCUUUUUUUUUUUUUUUUUUUUCUUGGUUGCUCCUGUGGAAAAUACUAAAAUUACUAAGUUUUGUUUGUCGUCUUUAUAAAGGGGGAGGUGGAGAGACCCCUUCAGAGCAGGGAUUGUGCCGGGAGAGUGCCUCUGACCUUUGGGACAGUUCAUCCACAGAAAUUUCUAAGCUGAUGGCUUGUCUGGGGUUUUGGUAUUUGGAUUUGGGGGGGAAAACAAAACAAAACAAGCAUUUUACCACACAGAAAUUCGUCAGCUGAAAAGGGAGCGGCAGAUGGACUGAUGCCCUUGCUGGGUCUGUCUUUUCUUUAGGACUAUGAGGGAGAAUGGUUUUUUUAGAGGUGAGGAUUGGUCCUUGCAAAGGAGAGAAAUAUCUCUGGAGGACAAAGAACAUGUAAGUUCAUGGUCCUGCAUCUACUCUUAACUGCGGUCUUACCAGAACCUGGCCUCCUCAGACUGCAAGACCAGACCUCUGCCUUCAUCUUUCCACGUACUGGGGCAAAAAACCACAAAGGAAAGGAAGAAAAUUAUAUAUAUAUAUAUAAUUAUAUAUAUAUAAUAUAAAAUCACUUGGUGAUUAAAAAAUAACUGCUCAAUAAAUAAAACAACUAAAGUCACUAUGUUUAAAGGGUUUGGUUUUUUGGGGGGAAAUAUUGUAAAUAUAUAUUUUUUGUUGCUUAUUUAGAAUCGAUCUACAAUGUUGUGCUAAGAUUUUUAAAUUAAAUGUGAGCAUUAAGGGAAUAAGUCUUAGGCCACCAGCUGACACAUUGGCAUUAUUUUGGGUCAGGGAAGGAAGGAAGCUAGUUGGACUGUUUUCUAAAAGUUCCCCCCCCCACUUGGUUUUAGAAAGAGCAAAGAUGUCUUCUGACAUUUGGGAAUGGGAGAUAUUUGUGUAAUAAAAUUUUUAAAAGACAAAAAAAGAAAUAGCCCCCAAUGGGAAAUAUUUUGAUUUGGUUUUUUUGUUUUUGUUUUUAAAUAAAAAGACUU